This is a messenger RNA of Enterospora canceri, 495 nucleotides long. The record is from the annotation of a GenBank genome assembly. NCBI's taxonomy places the organism in Eukaryota, Fungi, Microsporidia, Enterocytozoonidae.
AUGUAUAGGAAAAAAUACUCAGAUUACGUAUUUAUUAACGACACACAGGAAGAGAUGCAGUCGUUCUGUUACAGUUCAAAUGACCAAAAGAGAGCUCGGGUGAAGCUUGAACCUGAGCAGAUUGGGAUUCUUGAGACGUCUUUUCGAAGUGAUUCAAAACCGUCUGCAAAAACGAAGAAGCUGCUUGCUGAUCAGCUUGGACUGCCCCUGAAGAACGUGCAAGUCUGGUUUCAGAACCGGAGGGCGAAGCAGAAGAACGAUGCGCAGCGAGUGAAGCUGUAUCAGCGUCUUGGCAGAGCUGAAGACCAGCAUGCUCCACAACCAGCACGGAGCAAGCCCAAGGUGUUUCUGGACUCCCUGAAUCCAGCAGAACCAUUUUACAUGAACCAGCAGGACGAUCAGUUUGGUGAUCUGGUGGUUUCUCCAUUUGCAUUUGACCACGACCACAGCAGUGAUCAAUCCAACGAUUUCAUGAUGAGCAGACCUUACAGGUAG